GCUCGUGUCUUGUUGUGGGAAAAAAAUGGCGGCACUGCUGCUACAGGAGUUAGAAGCUUCCGAGUUUGCUAAGCUGCCCAAAAACAUCCAAAGCAAACUCGAGAAAAUUUUUACAGACCAGCAGUAUAAAAUUGAUUCGUUGAAAGCACAGCAGGAACAAUUCCGGGUUGAUAGCGAGCAACACUUUUUUGAAAAAGUCAAACAACUUGCCCAUUGUCAGGAGGAGUUUUUGUCACAGACUCAAGAACAUCUUAAACUCAAAGAGGAAAUCACCAAACUCGGUGAAGAAUUAAAACGUGUACGUGAAAAGAAUGGAGAAUAUGAAUCCACACAGGAGAAACUGUCAUCAGAGCAAACUUUGCUCUCAAAAGCCAAAGAGGAACUGGAGGCAGAGAAACAAGAGCUUGUGCGGACACUGGAGAGGAGAUCCUUGGAAGUUCAGCAUUUAAAUGAUGACUUGAAGCAACUUAAUGAUAAAUUAGCUGAAGUCAACACUUCUAAGAUGGCUCUGCAGAUGAAGUUAGAUGAGCUUGAAGCAGCAGAAGUGAACAUAAAAUACAAGGAGAAGCGUAUGGAACAAGAGAAGGAGCUGCUACAUGACCAAACAUCAUGGCUGAAAGAGGAGCUGAAGGCCAAGACAGAAGAAAUGCUGUCCCUGUCCCGGCAGAAGGGCAAUGAGAUCCUGGAGUUAAAAUGCACCUUAGAGAAUAAAGAAGAUGAGUUAAAUAAAUUCCAAGAUCAAGUGGCCAGUUUGAAAACCUCAAAUGAACACCUACAGAAACAAAAUGAGGACAUGAUCAGCAAACUGAAAGAAGCUAAGGAACAACGAGCCAACAUGGAAGAAAAGUUUAGAAAUGAGCUGAAUGCCAACAUUAAGCUUUCCAAUUUAUACAAGGGAGCAGCAGCAGAUUCUGAAGCAAAAAGUGAGGAGCUGGGUCGUGCAGUGGAGGAGCUGCAUAAGCUACUGAAAGAUGCUGGAGAAGCAAACAAGGUUCUUGAAGAGAAACUCCAGGAAAUAAACGGAGCCACAGAGAAAUCUGUUAAUGAGUUGAAUGAUAGGAUAAAGAGCCUCGAGAAGGAGCUGGACAAUGCCAAUGAACUUCUGUCAAGUUCUAAGCUUAGAGGCCCAAUUGGUGCCUCUGUGUUGACAGAAGAGCAAUUGACGACAAUGUCUCCAACGGCAGCCGCUGUGUCCAAAAUAAAACCAGGCAUGAAGCUGACUGAGCUCUACACAGCAUAUCUGGAGAGCCAGGAGCAGCUGCAGUUGGAGCGACUGGAGAAUAAACGGGUCAAUAAGUAUCUGGAUGACAUUGUGCAGGAAGUAGAAGCAAAAGCACCCAUCCUCAAACGGCAAAGGGAUGAGCACGACCGCAUGCAGAAGUCAGUGGCCAGUCUUUCUGCCAAGCUGGAACAGGCCGUCAAGGAGGUGCACCGUCUGCAGAAUGAGGCUGAUGAAGCCAACAAGCGCUCGUCUGUCCUGGAAAGGGACAACCAGAGGUUUGAGCUCCAGCUGGCUGAUAUGGCUCAACAGGUUCGUGUGCUGCUGAUUGAACUGGAAGAAGCUCGAGGAAACCACGUGCUUCAUGAAGAAGAUGUAAGCUCAGCUGAUGUCAGCAGUACAUCAGAGGUGAUCAGCCAGCACUUGGUGACGUUCCGCAGUGUAGAGGAGCUUCAGAAGCAAAACCAGCGUCUUCUUGUGGCCCUCAGGGAACUCAGUGAUGCCCAAGAGAAAGAGGAGUUUGAGGCCACCGGCAAUAAGCGUGGAGAGCUGGAACAGAGUUUGGAGAAAGCUCAGGUUGAGUUGGAGUCUCUGAAGGAGCAGCGAAGCCAGCAGAUAAAGAUGACCGAGUCUAUUGUGAGGCAGAGGGACAUGUACCGUGUGCUUCUGGCUCAGGCAACUGGAGUCAAUUUCCCACAACAAGGUACCCCACCCGACGAGUUCUCUCUGACCUCUACCCCCCGACGUUCACCAGCAGCUACUCCCACCACAGGCACACCUACGGCUCUCGUCACCAUGGCUACAGAUUCUGCUGAAGCAUUGGAGGCCAAGGCAGCCUUGCGACAGUUGCAGGAGGUGUUUUCCACCUAUAAGAAGGAGCGCAUGGAGAGUGACAAGGCAAUGACCGAGCAGAACGAGAAGCUACAGGAGCAGCUUUCUGAUCUUCACUCCCAAAAUGCCAAGAUAUCUACCCAGCUAGAGUUUGCCUCUAAGAGGUAUGAGAUGCUGCAGGACAAUGUUGAGGGCUACAGGAAAGAAAUUGCUUCCCUGAGGGAGAAAGGCCAGAAGAUGUCUGCUGCCACACAGAAGCUUGAACAGACCAUCCUCACACUGAAUGAGGAUCUUAAAGCUGCCAGGGAAAAACUCACCAUGGCUGAGGGCCAUGCUGAGAACCUGCGCAAGGAAAGGGAUAUGUUAAAGCUGGUAGAGUCCAAGCUGAACCAGGAGAAGGAGACAAUCAUGAGCCAACAACAGAGUCAGACCCUGCUGCUGACCAAUCUCCAGGCUAUUCAGGCCUCUCUUGAGCGUACAGAGACUGAUACACGUCAGCGUCUCAACAGCCAGCUAGAAAAGCAGGAGCGAGAGAUUUCCCAGCUGCAGAAGAGACUAGGACAGGAAGUGGAACAGCGCCACCUGCUCAGCAGAAACCAAGAGAUCCAGCUGAUGGAUGUAAAAAGACAGUUGGAGACACAAGUGGCUUUACAUCAGAAAACAAAGGAGUUGCUGAAUGCUGCUGAGUUGGAGCUUAAUACCCUGAGGAUGCAGCAAGGCAGCAUUGAAGCACGGCACAUUCUGAGCUCUCCAUCCACACCCAGCAUCAGAGGUCUGCAGGUUUCAGAGCAAGACAGAGAGGACCUCCAAAGCCGACUGCAAUUGGCUGAAACCCGAGCAGAGGAGCUGGCAGAGAGCCUCAAGACUACCACCUCCAGUAUGGAGCAAUACAGAGCCAUGGCUCAGAGCCUGGAGGAGUCUCUGGACAAAGAGAAACAGGUGACGGAGCAGGCUCGCUCAACCAUUGAGGCCCGUUUGAAGGAAGCCGAGGAGCAGCACCACAGGCUGGAAGCGACGCUUCUGGAAGCACAGAAAGAAAAGCAAGACUUAGAGGAGCAGAAGACGAGAGUUGUGGCCUCUCUGGAGGAGCAGAUAAGUAGUCUGCAGAGAAAUCUCAGCAGCGCCCAGGCAGAUCACCAGGCGGCGCUACAGCAGGUGGCCAUUGCCGAAACCCAGCAGCAGCAGGCUCUGCAGGACAGUCAGGAGCAGGCUAAGCUGGCAGCUGAAGCUCAAGAUAAGUAUGAGCGGGAGAUGAUGCUGCAUGCCGCUGAUGUGGAGGCCCUGCAGGCCGCAAAGGCUCAGGUCCUACAAGCUGUAGAGCUCAGACACCAGCUAGAAGAGAAAGUCCAGAGAAUCAGUGCUGAGUUACUGGAGGCCAGAGUCUCCUGGGAGGAGCAGGAGAAGAUCCUCAAGGAGGAGACGUCCAAAAUGGAGAGCCGCUACGAAGACCUGCAGAGGCAGAAUACCCUCCUGCAUGAGCAGGUCCAGAAAAUGAGCAGCAACAUGGCUGCUAACAUGCAGCGUGCCAGUCAGAGUUCUCUGAACGUAUCCCUGACUGAAGAGGGAAAAUCUCAAGACCAGCUUCUUGAGAUUCUCAGGUUUGUGCGUCGGGAAAAGGAGAUUGCAGACUCUCGUUUUGAGGUUGCCCAGGGUGAGAGUUUACGUUACCGUUUAAGAGCGGAGCACUUGGAACGAGAGCUCAAGGAGGCACAGGACAGUUUAAGCUCUGCAAGAGAGAGAAUGCAGGUGACUGCAAAGACCCUCGCUCAGCAUGACGAGCUAAUGAAGAAGACUGAAACAAUGAGUAUAUUAGUGGAGACCAACAAGCUACUAAGAGAGGAGAAGGACAAGAUGGAGAAAGAACUGCAGCAAACUCAAGCUAAGGUGUGCAAAAAAAUGGAGUCGGAUAUCAUGCCGCUGCAGCAGGCUAAUUCUGAGCUGAGUGAAAAAAGCGGCAUGCUGCAGGCAGAGAAGAUGAUGCUGGAAGAGGAAAUCAAGCGUUGGAAGGCUCGAACUCAGCAUUUGGUGAGUCAACAGAAAGAUUCAGAUCCUGAAGAGUACAAGCGUCUGCAUUUUGAGAAAGAGGUACAUCUUAAACGUAUCCAGCAACUCACUGAGGAGAGCGGCAAACUUAAAGCAGAGAUUGCUAGGAUAAAUAAUGUAACAACAUCACUGCAGGGACAAAUACAGAAUUUGCGUGACACUAUGAGUAAGUUAAAUGAUGAGAGGAAUACGCUAAAGAAGGAGUUGGAGACAAAGAACCAGGAAAUCCAAGAGAAGGUGCGAACCAUCACCCAGGUGAAGAAGAUUGGACGUCGCUACAAGACCCAGUAUGAUGAGCUAAAGGUGAACCAUGAUAAGCUGGUAGCUGAGGCUUCAGCAGGCCCACACCAAGACGAGGAAGCACGUCAAGCCUCAGCUCAAGAACUACAGAGCCUUAAAGAUUCUCUGAGCCAGGCUGAAACCAGGACCAAAGAGCUGGAAGCACAGCUGGAGAACUUCAACAAAGUGGUCACAGAGCGAGAGGCUGAGGUGCGCACUGCCCAGGAACAGUCUUCUAGGCUGCAGACAGAGCUGACCAGACUGAGGCAGGAACUGCAGGACAAGACGUCUCAGGAGGACACUUUAAGACAGCAGAUGGCUGAGAAGGAGGAGAAGACCAGGAAGGCCCUUGUUAAUGCCAAGCAGAAGAUUAACCAGCUCACAAGCACCAAAGACCAGCUUCAGAAAGAAAAUGAAGAAUUAAAGCAGCAGCGAGAUGAAAUGGAGGUGCGAGUGAGUGCCCUGAAGUCUCAGUAUGAAGGCCGCCUCAGUAGACAGGAGAGAGAACUUAGAGACCUGCGAGGUCAACAAGAGAGACAAGAGCAGAGAGAUGAGCCACCUGAGGCAGGUCCCAGCAAGACUCAAGAGCAGCAGAGGAGCACAGAACAAAGACAGAUCAGUCUGAAAACAACUCCAGCUGCAGACAGGGGCAGUGCCAGCAUCUCAGAGCCUCCAACUGCCAACAUCAAGCCAACACCUGUAGUCGCUACAGCCAGCAAACAGCCUGUCAACCCAGGGAACAAACCCACUCCAAGAGCAAGCAUCAGACCCAUGAUCACCCCAGCUACUGUACCCACUCCCACACCCACUGCUACAGUCAUGCCUACAACACAAGUUGAGACCCAGGAAGCCAUGCAGUCUUCUGAAGGCCCACCGGUGGAGCAUGUGACCGUGUACGGCAGUGCCAGUGGCUCACUGCGUUCCGCCAGCCCCAAUGUCCAGACCACCUUAGCUAGCCCCAUGCUGACUGUUCAGCAGACCCAGACACAGGCCACAGCAUUCGUUCAGCCAACACAACAACAGAGUGUGACCCACUCAGAACCACCCAAUCAGGAGCCACCACCUGUGGUGAUUGAGGCAACACCUAGCACACAGGUGGAGUGGCCUUCAACGUCCUCCUCUGUGUUUGGCACUGUUUCAGCAACACCAGGAACGUCUGCCAUGUCCAAGAGGCCUCGUGAAGAGGAGGAGAGCAGCAAUGUGGUCACUGACACCGAGGCAACCCAGGAGGACAACUCCAGGGCUCCAAUCCCAAAGAAGCUGCGCAUCAUCCAGAGAGUUGAUCCAGAGGAGGAGAUGCUGGCUGAGGAGAAUGCUGAGGCUGAGGGAGUGGUACCAACAGGCAGUCAAGAUGGUGCUGAAGCAAGUCAGACAGAUCAGUUUUCAACCCUGGAGGAAGGAGAUGAAGGUGCAGCUUCUCAGUCCAUCACAGGAGACCAAGAGGUUACCCGGACCCAAAAUGAGACCCCUGACCAAAUGCAGCAGGAAGUCAUUAUCAUAUUAACUGACACUGAGAGUGAAGAUGACCAGGAAGAGGAGGAUGAAGAGGAAGAAGAACAGGAGUAUGAAGAGGAGGACGAAGAAGAGGAGGAUGAAGAAGAGGAUGAGGAAGAUGAAGAAGAGGAGGAGGAAGAUGAUGGUGGGAUGGGGGAGGAAGGAGAGGACAGUAAUGAGGGUAGCGGAGAUGGCAACGAGGCUUACGAAGGAGACGACACAGAGGGAGCUGAUGUAACAGACCCGGGCACUGAGACAGAGGAGAGUUUGGGGGCGUCGGACUCCACCCAGAGGCCAGCAGAUUCCCAGACACCCAGCUUUGAGGGAAGUACAAUGGAGGCCUUCUCAACAGAACAACCUAUUACAAGUUCUGGUACACGCAUGCCGCAGUCACCACGACGACCAAUGCAUCAGCUACCUCCCCGACUGAACAUCCACCCUGCCCCAACAUCUGAACUUGGACCUCCUGCUCAGCGUAUCCCUGUCCGGCGCCAGUCAGUGGGCAGACUUACUCCUGGGAUGCCGGGCAGUGCCCAGCACUUCUUUGAUGAAGAUGACAGGAUGGUUCCCAGCACUCCCACUCUGGUGGGGCCUCACCGCCCUGAUGGUUUUGACCAGGCCAUCCAUUCUCCGCAGGUAGCUGGGGUGCCUCGCUUCAGUUUUGGUUCUUCAGGGGAAAUGCCACAGACCAGUUCCUCCUCACAUUCUGACCUGGGACAGCUUGCAUCACAAGGAGGUUUGGGGUUGUAUGAAAGUCCUCUGUUCUUAACAACUCAUGAGGAGGAGUCUGGUGGACGCAGCGUUCCCACCACACCACUACAAGUUGCAGCCCCAGUUACAGUCUUUUCAGAGGCAGCACAGUCUGACACAGCGGAGCACGCCUCUCAGUCGGUUCCCAUGGUGAGCACAUCCACACCAGGCCUUGUGCCUGGAACAGCCAGCACAGGGGAGGAGAGAGACGACAUCUUCCUAGAGCCAGACACUGAUAGGCCCAGUGCUGAAGUAUCAGUAGAAGCUGUGGUGUCUCAGGGAGACUCGGAAGAGCCAAGCCAGCCAUCUGACAAGGCCAGCCUCCCCUCCACCAGUCAGGAACCUUCCUCCAGCUCCGCAGAUACAAGCAGUGCUCCACCUAAACCCUCCCGACCUGGACCCAGCAGACAGCUGCAGCGCUGGCCAGAGAGCCGCGGUGGACGCAUGAAGAGAGGAGGUCAGGCCUUUCCUUCCCGCGGUGUACCUGGGAGACGAUUUGCAAGAUAACGCAUCCAUCCGAAGCCUUGACAACCAUAGCUAGAUAAUUCAUCAUUCUUGUCAGAAACACAUUUAAAUUCAAAAUAUCUAGAAUUUUUCAUGAUGGUGUUCACUUGUUCUGAAGCAUGUGUUGUUCUUUUAUAUUUUUUUUGUUUUUUUAAUGUUCUUGAAAAGUACCUGUUAUCAUAAUCCGUGCUGAAGCGGUAUGUUUUAUGAAGAGUAAAAUAAACUUGACUCAAAAAAAAAAAUCUUG
This is a messenger RNA of Melanotaenia boesemani (Boeseman's rainbowfish), 7367 nucleotides long. RefSeq names its product translocated promoter region b, nuclear basket protein (gene tprb). Gene Ontology annotation, biological process: protein import into nucleus; mRNA export from nucleus. The transcript has 51 exons. Bases 26 to 7123 code for a protein of 2365 amino acids. Gene Ontology annotation, cellular component: nuclear pore. NCBI's taxonomy places the organism in Eukaryota, Metazoa, Chordata, Actinopteri, Atheriniformes, Melanotaeniidae. Gene Ontology annotation, molecular function: structural constituent of nuclear pore. The record is from RefSeq and is a predicted model, not a curated record.